Messenger RNA from Megalopta genalis, 675 nucleotides. Lineage: Eukaryota; Metazoa; Arthropoda; Insecta; Hymenoptera; Halictidae. The record is from RefSeq and is a predicted model, not a curated record.
UUCUAUCAUUUGUAAUGUAUACACUUGCACUGUCGUGUAAUGAAGCGGCAUGACAAAGCAGUACGAGCUAUGUAACUCGAUUUCAUUUUACAGUAAUUGUUGUUAAUUUUAUUAAUAAAAAUGGUGAGUUUUUUUGGUGAAGUGGUGUUUCCAGUUUCUCGAGCGUUUUGGGACGAAGAAGAUGAAAAUGAAUCAAAUGAAAUUGCGAUUAAUGAACCCGAAUUUUCUGUUCGAUGGUUGCAAGAAAAACCGGCUCAAAUUGACACAUUAAUUGUUGUUGAAGGAGAAAUGUUAAUUGAUUUUUCUAGAGAAUGUUUGUGUCAAAGUACAGAAGAAGCAUGCCUUGUGGAAGAUAAGAACAAAACAAAAAUCUGCAUAAUUUAUCAAGUUAAUAAUGGAAUAUAUUUAUGUGAUGUGUCGCCACGAUUUGAUGUGAAAUUCUCCGGCAAAUUGGUCGAUAAGAUGUCUGAAAUUUUUUUAAACACAAAAAGCACUAUUAGUAUAACGUCUCGUCACAUUUCACACUUUAAAUGUAAAGACAGACCAGUUGUACCCGCCUUUUUGAGAAUGUUAGUUUCAAAGAAUGGGCAGAGUGUUUGUAGUUUGAAAGAGCCUCUUUUGGAGCAACCAAACAUUAUAUUCGGAGUUANUAUCAUGUAUAACUUUAGCAUGUGA